AUGGGAUGCUGUGAAAGCAGAUCUUAUCUUAAUUCAGAAAAGGCUACAACUAUGAUGAGAUUUAGACUACCCAGACGAACUGCAAAUACAAAUCCUGUGCUUUUGCAAGAGUUUUACGUUCAUGCUGUCACCACUGAAGAAGACAAUAACACAAACCUUGACCUCUCUUAUAUAAAAGACGAACCGUUAAUAAUAGAACUCAUAAAUUUCAGGGAAGAAAAGAACUGGAGUGAAAUUGCCAAAUUUUUAGGAAAAAUCAGUUCUGCCUGUGAUAUCAGAAAUAGCAAAAUUAACGGUUGGGCCCAUAAGCCAGAAAGUAUUGGCUGCUUAGCUUUGGCAUAUCUAGCAGAAGCUGCAUGCGAAUCUGCCUCUGCAAUUCAACAAAUUUUGCCGGAAAUAUUAAAAUUUAUUGUAGAAUUUAUUAGUUCGAAUAGUGAAGAUUUGCGCGACUAUUCUUUAUUACUUUUAUAUCAUUCCUUAGAAAUAGAAAAUGAUACAGUAUAUACUGACCUCAUAAAAAGGGACAUUUUUCCUAUUCUAGUUCCUUUGAUAUCACACAGCAUUCGACAAAUCCGAUUAUUAUCAGCAGCAAUAUGUGCGAGGCUAUACCGAAGCCGUGAAAUUGCCCAAAAUUUAUUUAUAAAAUACAAUGGCGAAAAAGAGUUAAUACAGCUACUGAAAAGAGAUGGGGAUUCUGAUGAAAUUUUGUGUAUCCUUUUAGAACAUAUUAUAGAUUUAGUCCUGGUAAGAGAUAUGUAG
Molecule: messenger RNA, 759 nt
Organism: Blepharisma stoltei
Lineage: Eukaryota; Ciliophora; Heterotrichea; Heterotrichida; Blepharismidae
Source: the annotation of a GenBank genome assembly